UUGCGGCCAUUUCCAUCCAUUUCCUACUCAGACUAAAGGCUGGGUACACCCCGGACCAGUUGCCACCUCAUCACAGGGCCAACACAAAUAGACAGACAACAUUCACACACUAGGGCCAAUUUAGUGUUGCCAAUCAACCAAUCCCCAAGUGCAUGUCUUUAAGGGUGGGAGGAAGCCGGAGUACCCGGAGGGAACCCACGUAGUCAUGGAAAGAACAUGGAAACAGAAAGACCGUAAGGCCGGAAAACCAGGAGCUUCUCGCUGUGAGGCAUGAGCCCUAACCACUUCCACGUUUGCUCCAGGCCAGGGUCCCAAAGAUAAUGUUGGAAUUCAUGAGAGGAUUGCAGUGCCUGGGUUCCUUCCUGUCACCUGACUCCAUCACUUCCCAUGUUUGGUUUCCUGCAUCGACCUCGAAGGAGAGACACGGACCUUGAGAAUCAUUUGCCAUCUGUUUAAUAGUUUUGGAGUAACAGCUGCAGGCUCCGCAAAACUUGGAAAAUGACUCCCACUGAAUCUUCUCAAAAGGCAUGUUGCAAGGGCUCAAGUCGAACAUAUUGAAGGAAGGCACACGUGAGAAGAUUUGAAAAUGCAGAGGGAAAGAAACUAAAAGAAGGAUGAAAAGCGACAUGAUGGCGUGGGCCUCUUGGAUUGGGAGCAGUGAGGGGAUACGUGCCAGAUAAAGCACACAAAUGAGGAAACUGGAUGUGUUGUAUUGAAGAAGAAGAGCAGAGAGGAAGAAGUAAUCAAACUGAAGGUCAGAAAAUGCCAAGUGGGAGGUCAGAAAGGUACACCGCCCCUCUUCUCCCACUCAGUCUCCAUCACACAUGCAAUGUUACAGUGCAGAGAGGCUACCAGUCUGAGGCUCGAUGCAUACUGGACCUUUUUGUGAGAGGGGGGAAAAGUCUUCGAUCAGCCGAACAAUUUGGCAUUUUCGGGCGUACCUCCGCAUCCAUCCAGGAGGAGAGGAGAAGAAAGAGGCACAGAGACUAGUGCAGCACUCCACAGGUAGACCCUGGCCUCUGUAAAGAUGGCUGACUCGGACCACAGUGGCCUAACAUUAACAAGUCCCAGCUUAUCAGUGCCCUGUUCUCCGGCCACAUCGAGGAAUGACUGCAGCAUCACGCCACUCACACCGUCACCCUCGCCGAGGGCGGAGGUCAGACCCAGGAUGACUUGUCCCUUCCUGGUUGUUGUGGCGAUAGACUUUGGGACAACCUCAAGCGGUUAUGCUUUCAGCUUCACACAGGACUCUGAAGCCAUCCACAUGAUGAAGCGUUGGGAGGGCGGGGACCCCGGUGUAGCCAAUCAGAAGAGCCCAACGUGUCUGCUGCUGACUCCUGAAUUGCGCUUCCACAGUUUCGGGUUUGUGGCGAGGGACUUUUACCAUGACUUGGAUCCAGACGAAGUCCGGCAUUGGCUGUACUUCGAUAAGUUCAAGAUGAAGAUCCAUAGUACUUGUGAUCUCACCAUGGAGACUGAGCUGGAGGCCGUCAACGGUCGGAGAGUCCGAGCCAUCGAAGUGUUCGCUCACGCUCUGCGGUUCUUCAGGGAGCAUGCUGUGAAGGAGGUUAAGGAGCAGUCCUCGCGCGUGAUAGAGGGGGAGGAGAUCCGAUGGGUGAUCACAGUUCCCGCCGUGUGGCGACAACCUGCCAAGCAAUUUAUGAGAGAGGCUGCAUACCUGGCCGGUCUGGUGUCCCCCAACUGUCCCGAGCAGCUCCUCAUUGCUCUGGAACCAGAGGCGGCCUCCAUUUACUGUCGCAAGCUCCGCCUCCACCAGGUAACCGACCUCAGCCAGCAGCCAAUCACAAAUGGGAUGGACGCCAAUGGAUCGCGGCCCUUUGACUCCAGCUUCAGACGAGCCAGGGAGCAGCUGCGGCGGUCCAGACACAGCAGGAUCUUCAUGGUGGAGAGUGGAACCGGAGAACUGUGGUCCGAGCUCCAGACGGGUGACAAGUACAUCGUAGCAGACUGCGGCGGAGGAACCGUCGACCUGACAGUGCAUCAAAUUGAGCAGCCUCAGGGGACACUUAAAGAACUCUACAAGGCCUCAGGCGGUUCGUAUGGAGCUGUUGGCGUGGACUUGGCCUUUGAGGCCAUGCUCUGCCAGAUCUUUGGUGAGGACUUCAUCCAGAGCUUCAAAGAUAAGCGACCGGCCGCCUGGGUGGACCUCACUAUCGCAUUUGAGGCCAGGAAGCGGACGGCGGCCCCGGGCAGAGCCAACGCCCUCAACAUCUCCCUGCCCUUCUCUUUCAUCGACUACUACAAGCGGCACCGAGGGCACAGUGUGGAGGCUGCCCUGAGGAGGAGCAACAUGAACAUUGUCAAGUGGUCGUCCCAGGGAAUGCUGCGACUCACCCAGGAGGCCAUGAACGAGCUCUUCCAGCCCACCAUCUCCAACAUUGUCCGACACAUCGAUGAGCUGAUGUGCAAGCCAGAGGUGAUUGGAGUGCGUUUCCUCUUCCUGGUGGGCGGUUUUGCAGAGUCGCUCAUGCUGCAGAGAGCGGUCCAAAAAGCGCUGGGACGCACCUGCCGCAUCAUCAUCCCCCAUGAUGUGGGUCUGACCAUCCUGAAGGGGGCUGUGCUGUUUGGGCUGGACCCCACAGUGGUGCGAGUGCGUCGAUGCCCACUGACAUACGGCGUUGGAGUCUUGAACCGCUUUGUGGAGGGUCGCCACCCACGGGACAAGCUCCUCAUCAAGGAUGAGCGGGAGUGGUGCACCGACAUCCUGGACCGCUUCGUGUCCGUGGAUCAGUCGGUGGCUCUGGGCGAGGUGGUGAGGAGGAGCUACACGCCGGCUCGCCGUGGCCAAAGGAAGAUCAUCAUCAACAUCUAUUGCAGCACCACGGAUGAUGUGACGUACAUCUCUGACCUGGGGGUCAGGAAAUGCGGGAUGAUGACUUUGGACCUGCCUGAGCAGGCAUCUCCAGCGGGAGCAUCAGGGCCAGCAGGAGUAGGACAGGUGCGCAGGGAGAUCAGGGCCAGCAUGCAGUUUGGCGACACAGAAAUCAAAGUCACAGCCAUGGACGUCAUCUCCAAACGCUCAGUCAAGGCUUCCAUUGACUUCCUGUCUAACUGAAGGAUCAAAACACUUUCUACAAACUGGCACUUAAAAAAAAUAAUCCAAAUAGAAUCAAAUAAUUUGUAGAGUGAUAUAGCAAAAUACUGUACAUCCUGUGCAGUGCUUCUCAACGUCAGCUUACCUCAUUUUAUUCCAAGUCUGCAUUCUCAUUGCUGUUGGACCAAUCAGUGGCAUAAAGUAUUAACUACAAGAAUGUAAUAUUUCAUAGGCAGCCAUCGCUUUCAAUAAUGUUUCAUUUUUGUUAGGGCUUAUCAAUUGCUACAAGUGGCAUACAUCAAAGAACUUGAUUUAUAUUUUCCAUAGUAGAUUGUCUUUUGAAGCAAGACAUGUUCCAUAAUUAGCGCUGCUGUCUGGGUGAUGUUAAAAGAACACAAAAGGAGCAGGAAAGUAACUUCUUAAUCUGUGCAUUUAUUGUUAAGUUUGUUCCAAUAAAUAUGAGAGCACUU
Molecule: messenger RNA, 3525 nt
Organism: Nerophis lumbriciformis (worm pipefish)
Lineage: Eukaryota; Metazoa; Chordata; Actinopteri; Syngnathiformes; Syngnathidae
Source: RefSeq, a predicted model, not a curated record